AUUACAUAUGUUCUAAACUUUACAUUUAGAAUUAUAAUAGAAAAUCAGUUAUCGCAUAGAUUUGGUCAUUUUUGAUGUCUAGGGAUAGCAACUCGUUUUAGAUACACUUGGGACUCUAGCGCGAAAACAUCUUAAUUGUCUUUAUUGAGGUUACAACAAUAUCUUUGUGCACCGUUAUCGCAAUUGACUGGUUUGUAAACUGACGUCUGCCACUAUAUUUGUGGACAUCGCAAUAUGAAGAGUUGAACUUUAUCCAGAGCAUAUGGAGUGUACACUGCAGGGAUUCUUAUAGUUACGUGGUAGAGUUGUUGUACGGGAACUAUAUAUAAUUUGCAUCAGGGGAACUUCCCAAUGAACUAUACAUGUUUAGAUUCAGCAUCGCUAUAUUGUUAAGAUACGACGCCGUUUGUUACAAGUUAAGUAUCUGAUAAACAAUGGAUAAUGGAUUCAUGCCCGCAGAUAAGGGGCGUUCCGGUGGUAUGAAGCAGAUUACAGAUGAGGAAGCUGCCCGUGUAGGUAGUCGUAUGGCCGCCGGUACUAAAGGUACUGGGCGUAUUCAUUUACGUAAAGCUGCUGGUAAUGUGUGGAACGAUCCCACUUUGGACGAUUGGCCUCAGAAUGACUUUCGUAUAUUUUGUGGUGACCUUGGUAACGAGGUGACUGACGAUACAUUAGCGAAUGCUUUUAAAAAGUACCCUUCAUUUCAGCGUGCACGUGUAAUUCGUGAUCGCGUUUCUGGUAAGAGCAAGGGUUACGGUUUCGUAUCCAUGUUAAGUCCAGAUGACAUGUUGGCUGCAUUAAAUGAGAUGAACAACAAGUUCGUUGGCAACCGUCCGAUCCGUGUUAUGCGUAGUAAGUGGAAGGAUCGUGACAUUGGUUCAGAGAAGAAUCGUCAAUUGGCUGGUAUGUAUCAGAUGUCUGCUGACAAUUCAAAGACAUUGCGCAAGUUUAAGAAGCUUGGUAAGAGCGUCACUGGUGGCAAACGUGCCAACUUGGUAUAUGAGCCCAAGACCUUCAAACGUAAUAAAAUUUACCUCAGUACCGGUGUGGCAAACAGGUUUGAUAACAGAUCGCGUGUUGCUCAUGACCAUCUUUUGGACAACAUCUGAGAGAACGUGCUGUCCUCUAUCUUAGUUUAUGCCUUUGCAAGGUAUGAAUGACCCAUUGUUGGAUAUACACAAUCAUGGCGUAUUUAAAAUAUACUCACGCUAUUGACACAUUUUCACGGCACCAUCACAUGCCAUCUGCUU
Molecule: messenger RNA, 1250 nt
Organism: Babesia bovis T2Bo
Lineage: Eukaryota; Apicomplexa; Aconoidasida; Piroplasmida; Babesiidae
Product: RNA recognition motif domain containing protein
Exons: 1
Coding region: 435-1109 (224 amino acids)
Molecular function (GO): mRNA binding
Source: RefSeq, a predicted model, not a curated record